AUGGCUUCACAGCAACCUCACUUUGUGUUGGUGCCACUAUUUGCUCAAGGCCAUAUGAUCCCCAUGAUAGACAUGGCUAGGGUUUUGGCUGAGCGAGGCGUCAUCGUCACUUUGCUCACAACACCUCGCAAUGCCUCUCGGUUCGAGCACACAAUUCAGAGAGCUUCAGAAUCUGGUCUUCCCAUUCGCCUUCUCAACAUCCCAUUCCCUUGCCAGCAAGUGGGUCUUCCCUUAGGCUGCGAGAAUCUUGAUGUUUUGCCUUCCAGGGGCCUUCUCAGAAAGUUCUAUAAUGCACUCGACAUGAUGCAACAACCCUUGGAGGACUACCUCCGAAGCCAAACCACUCCCCCACCUAGCUGUAUUAUAUCCGAUAAAUGUCUCUCCUGGACAUCCUUAAUAGCCCAGAAGUUCCACAUUCCUAGGCUUGUCUUCCAUGGCAUGUGUUGUUUCUCCUUGUUGUGUUCCUGCAAUAUCAUGCUUCACAAUGCUCAUCUCUCUGUAAGUUCUGACCGUGAGCCUUUUCUUAUUCCCGGACUGCUUCAGAACAUCGAGAUCACAAAAGCUCAGCUCCCUGGAGCUUUCGUUGCUCAGCCUGACUUGGAUGAUUUCCGAGACAAAAUGCAAGAGGCUGAGAUGUCCUCUUACGGUGUUGUCGUUAAUAGCUUCGAAGAGCUGGAGAAUGGAUACGCCCAGGAGUACGAAAAGGCCAUGAAUAAGAAAGUUUGGUGCAUAGGUCCGUUGUCCUUGUGCAAUAAGGAGGGUUUGGACAAGUUUGAGAGGGGAAACAAACCUUCAGUUGAAGAGAAAUAUUGUUCGGAAUGGCUCGACAAGAAGCUACCUAAGUCAGUCUUGUACGUGUGCCUAGGUAGCUUAUGUCGGCUUCUUCCAUCACAAUUAAUAGAACUUGGGUUGGCUUUAGAGUCAUCCCAAAGGCCCUUUAUCUGGGUUCUCAAAACUGCCGGAGAAGAUUAUUCAGAGAUAGAGAAAUGGUUAGUUGAUGAGGGUUUUGAGGAAAGGAUUAGAGGAAGAGGGCUUUUGAUAAAAGGAUGGGCUCCACAAAUCCUCAUACUGUCACACCCUGCAAUCGGAGCAUUCUUGACCCAUUGUGGCUGGAAUUCGACACUGGAAGGAGUGUGCUCUGGAGUACCAUUGAUGACGUGGCCUUUGUUUGCCGAGCAGUUCGUGAAUGAGAAGUUGAUUGUGGAAGUUCUCAAGGUCGGAGUUCGAGUAGGCGUUGAGGUUCCGGUGAGGUGGGGCGAUGAAGGGAAAGCUGGGGUAUUAGUGAAGAAAGAUAGGAUCAAAGAAGCCAUAGACAUGUGUAUGGAAGGUGGUGAAGAAGGUGAAAUUAGGAGGAACAGAGCCAUAGAACUUGGGAAGAUGGCUAGAAGGGCUGUUCAGGAACACGGUUCGUCUCACUCUAAUACUUCGCACUUAAUUCAAGAUAUCGUGCAACAAUCUAACCCUACUGGUUAA
Molecule: messenger RNA, 1473 nt
Organism: Neltuma alba
Lineage: Eukaryota; Viridiplantae; Streptophyta; Magnoliopsida; Fabales; Fabaceae
Product: UDP-glycosyltransferase 73D1-like
Exons: 1
Coding region: 1-1473 (490 amino acids)
Molecular function (GO): UDP-glucosyltransferase activity
Source: RefSeq, a predicted model, not a curated record